This is a messenger RNA of Mycena citricolor, 3682 nucleotides long. NCBI's taxonomy places the organism in Eukaryota, Fungi, Basidiomycota, Agaricomycetes, Agaricales, Mycenaceae. The record is from the annotation of a GenBank genome assembly.
ACAAGCCAGUAGUGCAGCGGCAAGGUCAUCGCGUCCUUCUGUUGCAAGCAGAGCAGAAAGACAAGGGCGGCAAAAAUUAGAUAACCAAAUAGAAGGGACUGUGUCCCUCUAAUAGUGGUUAAACUAUUAAGAACAGAUACUACACUUGAUCUAAGCCAAAAGGCCAGAGUGGUGAAGAUUCAUGAUGUUCAGCACUGGCCUUUAUACGAAGCCAAUGGUGGUCCGUGCGCGAGCGUUGCCGAGAGUUUCACGUGCGUGCUGGUACUUGAGAUACUAUUACGUAGCCCAGCUUGUUUCCUUCGCCUUGGAAGUUCCACGAAUUUCCCCUCCGACAUUUUAGGCCCAGCCUCUGAGCCCCGAUUCACCCCAGUCGAGUCCAGUGUUGUUGAUGCUAGACGUACGGACGCUCAGUCUCCUCCAUCAGACGUUAUACAGGCACUAUCUCCACCGACCGAAUCAGUGCAUCAUCAACAACGACCGCGUUGCGGCGUCCCUCAUGAAACAUCGCGGUGGCAUUCGCUAUCUGUCUGACUCGAGCUCGAACCCGAAUCAGCGCCCGUCACCCUGAACGAAUGAUUCGGUCGCUACUAAGCUUGACAAGAACAGCAAUGACUCGUCUCCUCGAUGAAUUCGCUGAUAUAAAGAUGAUGGCUCGUACUCCUGAUCAAAGCAAUGUCCUCCGCAUCGACCUCUCCUUCUGCCUCAUGGAGACAGCCUGUGUCUGCCUCUGGGGCGGAGGCACCUCCAACGAUGCCCCUCCUCCACUCUAAAAUCUCCUUCGCGGUGGACGCAUCAGGGUCGACAGCGGGCAGAGUCAUGGACAUGCAAAAGAAUUUCGUGUUGGGAAUGAUGGAAGGGUAUGAAUAUCCCAACUCCGUCAUUAUGUGGGGAAGCAGCGUCGAGGCACCAACCGCCGUGUCCCAAGUCCUUUGGAGGGAACGAUCAUGGGGCACCGACCCGGCCGUGAUCUUCAACACCGCAGCGACAACGUCAGAACUCAAGAGCUGUGACAUGUGGUACCUGCUCACUGACGGCGAGAUUGGCUCCCCUGUCCCUUUCGCGCAGAAAGCGCUCGCUGUAGGCAUGGCCAACACCCCCGUCGUGUUCGUCAUCACGAAUCGCGACGGAAGCAAGCCCUCGAGCGUCAACAUUUCUGUCGGGAUAUCUGUCUUCGCCUCGGCCCCUGACGCCGCCAUCGUCUUCAAGAGCUGCGCGGAUGGGCGCAUAUACGUCCUCGCCGCGAAAGGAGCAUUCGGAACUCUCGUGGAUGGGUUCGAACUGGAUCUCGAGAAUUGGGAGUCGCUGCCCUUGUUCCCCACGGAAGAGCAGUUCAAGGCAGCGCUCAAGGAUGUGAACAUCGUUGGAGUGCAGCACCGUGCUAACGGAGGUGCCGUCGAUCUUGGCCCAACGUGGCUGUCCAAACACCAGUGCUUAGUCGACAUCGAUCUCUUGCUCACGCAGAUGCAACCAGACAGCAUCCCGCAAGAUGAACUGAUUGACCUCCUCCAAGAAGACACAUUCGAAUCGCUGUCUCUUUUGUGCAAGACACGCGGUCUUUUGAAGCCUCUUCGGGAUUGGUUGUUGGUUCGGAAGGAGAGUGUAACCGUGAUUGAGAUGCGGGAUGUGGGUGGGGCUGCCCAGAUUCUUCAGCAGAUUCGAGACGGCGCACCUUCCGAAGGGCUACGCGAGAAGCUCCGUGCAGCACAUCAAACUAAUCUUGAGGAUUUCCGAGCGCGACAUACGUCCAUCACACCCUCACCUCUCGUCCCGCUUGUGAACCGAUGCCUCGCUGCUCUCACAGCACUGGAGAAGGCGGGCUAUGGCGCGGAUAUCCUCGACCGUCGGUCAAACCGGGCGAUGCGUGCAGCACUCGUUGACUCUUCACAAGUCGGUCAGCAGCUGGCCACUCUCAGCCUGGACGAAUCAGUAGAGGCGUAUCGGUCGACCUGUUCCAUCUGCUGCUCGGAUGACGUCAUCAUGUCUCUGGCUCUCAAAUCCCCAUCGAAUCCGAGCGACAACACCACUGAUUAUGCACUCAACUUUCCGCUUGCUGCCGGUGCUGCGUCGCACAACCAGGACGUGCUCAGUGCUCAAAAUGUAUGCUUCCAGUGUGCCCUGGCCAUGUUCCAAAUGGAUCCCAAUCGGGCGACGAUGUACAACGAAGCUGUUGCCGCUGUCGUACCCCUGACCAAAUUUGACGGUGUGAACCGCCAGUACAUCUCGAAUUGUCUUGCGAGCGUGUUGACCGGUGGAUUGGCCACUGGCGCCUCGGGGCUCGCCCAAGUUCUCAUGAGUAUCUUGUUAACGACGAUGAAGACCAAAGAAUGGGCCAAGGAAUCUGCUGGCGACGAAGAGAUUCAGACCCGACGAGCGGGUCUGCUCUGGAUGGUUGACAAUCUCAUCUCCAACGUAUCUUGUCGCGAGACCUUCGAUGAAACGGGGCCGUGGGUCUCCUUCGACAAGGCGCUGCGCUGGACUUUGCUCAACUUUUCCGAGGAGGGGAUCUACAGCUGGAUAGUGCGGUACCCCAUCCCUGGAUUCCUUUUGCUGCUCGACCUUCUUGCGAAAGUGGGCGGAGUGCAGAUUCCCCAGUCUCUGCUUGUGGCCAAACUCGUGCACGAAAUGGUCACCGUCUACAUGGCACGGAUUGUGCGGCCGACAGCCGACAAGCUCGCUGUCCAGCGGCAGAUCCUCAAGGUCGUCUUCUCUUCGUUCAACGCAGAAGGCGUUCCACGACAUAUCGACGACUCGCAUGCUAUCAUUGGUCCCGACGCGGCCUUCAAGACUUUGGACACCUGGAUCGGUUCUCCGGAGUCUUCGACAUUGAUUGAGCAGAUCCGCGCGGCGGGUGGUGACAAAUAUGCGUCAGCCUUGCAAUAUGUUGCAUUCAAGCUAUUCGCGGAAGACAGCCACCAAACCCCCAAGGGCUAUCUCACCCGGGCAGCCCAAGCUGACGUGCACAUCCAGACAGCGAUCACCAAGCCGGAAGAACUGACCGCUGCGGUCGUCGUUCCCGUAUUCACUGCAAUGUGGACCGGAAUUGCGGUUGACGUCGAUCACGCAUCCGUGACUGUUGAGACGAUCGCCCAGUUCGUGUCUCCCUAUGGCCCAAGCACACUCAAAUGUGGUACUGGGAAUUGCGGGGUGCGGUUUGAUGGAGACGGUGUCCAUCCCGACGCCGUGCGCAAAGCGCGUGCCGCCCAUCUCUCAAUGGCCUACGGAAUCGCUGGCGUCGAGUCUCGCACGGGGAAUGGGCUUCCUGAAAACACAGGGCGGCUGCAGGCCCCGACCACGACACACGUCACCCUCCACUCGAGCAUAUACAAGUCGUGGAAAUCACUUGACCGCGAUGCUCGCCGUCUCAUCCUGGAGGAAGUCACAUCCGGCCACGUCGACUCCAACAAAACCGAGACCGCGAGCUUCAUCGAUAAGGUCAUGGACCAUAUCUGCUUGAAAAGCGCCCGCGGCGAUAUCUACGACCAUCGGCUGCGUGAAAAUGUGCUCUGGGUGCUUCCCAGUUUCUUCGCUGCGUUGCACAAGGCGACAGUACUGAUGCACCUCUCGGACGAUGCCGAACUGGAACUACUCGACUUCUCUCUGGCGGCGAGAAUCGAAUGGGAGCUCGAGGCUGAAAAGUUGUAAUCAUACCCACCCAUGUAUUAUCGUAAUCUGCGAAUUGCUU